Laccaria bicolor S238N-H82 is the source of this 2205-nucleotide messenger RNA. RefSeq lists its product as uncharacterized. Gene Ontology annotation, molecular function: serine-type endopeptidase activity. The transcript is spliced from 6 exons. Bases 1 to 2205 code for a protein of 734 amino acids. The record is from RefSeq and is a predicted model, not a curated record. Gene Ontology annotation, biological process: proteolysis. Lineage: Eukaryota; Fungi; Basidiomycota; Agaricomycetes; Agaricales; Hydnangiaceae.
AUGCACUAUACCACACUCGCAGAAAUACCAGUUCCAACAUCCGCGCAGUUUCUUGGGAAAGACACUGCGCAGGUCAGAUAUUCUGUCCGAAACCACGUUCGAAAUGUGAAUACAACACUGAUCAAGACGAUCACUGGCUUACUCGCCAGUGACGGUCCCUCUCUCUCGCCGCUACUUGAUUUCGACUUAGUCGCUUCUGUCGUAUCCCCCUCUGGGAAGCGUCGCGCCGUUCUACGGGAAGUCAAGAGUGGCGCAGCUCAAGGGAGUCGCUUCGUCGAGAUUUGGUGCGACGAUCUAUUGGAAGCGUCUGUCGAUGUAUCGGAGAGGCAUGGCGCCUUUUACGCAGACGAGUACCUAUCAUCUCUGGCGUUCUCUCCAUCCGAGUUGGCCAUCGUCUACACAGCUGAAAGCAUCCAGCCAAAGUCUAACAAUCCGUAUCAUCGAUUUCGAUUUCAGCCCGAUUUUGGUGAAGGUUUAGACGGAAAGAAACGUUCUACAACUUUUGUUCUACGCUGGAAGCCAUCGACUCUUGAAAACGAUCAAAACGAUACGCCUGUGAUCGCUCUUCUCCCUCUCUCGAUUCCCUCACACAUCUGCCUUGGACAGGCUAUAUUUUCCCCAAACUCUGAAAACAUCAUUUACGGUACAGGGUACGAGUACUCGCGGGAUGGCCGAAUGCUUGGCCUAAAGGGUUGCUACAAUCGCCCCACUGGUAUUUGGCAAGUUAUCAUCAAGAAUGAUUCAACAGAAUCAAUAACAUGCACCUCGCAAAAACUGACGCCUUCGCACUUGUCCUGCCGAUCUCCUCGAUCAAUAUCUUCUGCUGGAUCGUCUACCUUGCUCUGGCUUUCUUGUAAAACUGGGGGUGCACAUAUUUCCACAUCGACCCUACACGCCCUCGAUAUCACAUCAGAUAAGUCUCCGAUCGACCCCGCCGCCAUAGAAGCGGCGGUCGACCCGAUUGUCGACGUCGUGAUGAAUCCGAUCAGAAACAGAUUCCCAGGUCUAUACCCGAGUUACAACAUGCCUUAUUCCCCCGUCGUAAAAUUACAAUCUCAGAACCACAUUUUGAUUUCUUCUGCUUGGGGUUCCCGCUUUACUAUUCUCCUCGUGUCCGUCAAGGAUAGAUCUGUGCGCGAUUUGACGCCGGCCAGCGAAGAACUUUUCAGCUGGUCGAUCCUCGCAGCUGAUGGUUCUUGUCGCUUUAUCUGCUCUCGAAGUUCGCCAUCUAUUCCAUAUGAGAUUAUUCUUGGCACUUUGAAUGAUGAUGGGGAUGUUGCUUGGAAAGUUCUCGACAGACCGAUGUUAACUGAACAAGUUUCAAAUAAAUUGUCCACGAUACGGACUUCCAUUGUUGAAAUACCAGGAAGAUACCCAACAGAGACCAUCGUCGUGCAAUCUAUCAACUCAGGAGCUUCAUGCCUAGCUCCAUGCAUUACAGUUCCUCAUGGUGGACCUCACGGGACAACCACAACUGCUUUUGCCGCCGCAACAACGGCGAUGGUUCUCGAAGGAUACACCCUUUCGUUGCCUAAUUACACUGGAUCCCUUGGAUUUGGUGAGAGUUCCGUUCAAGCGUUGAUUGGGAAUUGCGGCGCUCUGGACGUUCAAGAUUGCGUCGCAUCUAUAAACCACCUCAUCGACCUCGGCGUUGCAGAGCAUGGACCUGGCAAACAAUUUGUGAUGGGUGGCAGUCAUGGGGGUUUCUUGACAGCCCAUCUAAUUGGCCAAUACCCAAGCAUCUUCAGUGCAGCUGUAAUGCGUAACCCAGUUAUUUCGUCUGGGGAAAUAUCUACGUCCGAUAUCCCGGACUGGUACUAUUCAGAGUUUGGUUUUGAUUAUCCCGUUUCCACGGCUCCUUUCUCCCAUCUUUCUGACUCUGGUCCCAUACCGUUGAUGCCAGCUGAAACGUUUUCCAAGCUUCGAGCGGCAUCGCCGAUUGCUCACAUUAAUAACGUUACGGUUCCAGUCUUGCUACUCAUUGGGAAUUGUGAUCGGAGAGUGGCGCCGACGCAAGGCAUCGAAUACUAUCACGCGCUGAAGUCGCAUUUUGGAAGUGAGGGGGCAGUAGAAAUGCUUGUGUUCGAGGGAGAAAGCCAUCCGCUGGAUGGAGUUGAGGCUGGCAAGGUUGUGUUUGAAGCAGGAAGAGACUGGUUCAAGAAUUGUAAGAGUAAAUUUAGUAGCCUUGGCGAUGGCUUGGCGUAA